GUUGUGCCAGCGACACGCCGAUGCUCCUCCAGGACACGCACAGCACGGACCAGCUCGGCUCAGUCGGCUCCCUGCACACAUCAGCGCGGACCGGUUCAGUUCUGGCCCGGUUACCUGGCACCACGGAGCCUCCUGCACUCAGUCAGCAUGUCGGAACUGUCCGUGAACGACCACCUCGAAGGGAUUUUAUCAGAUUUUGAAGCGCUGAAGAGAUCCUUCGACGUUGAAGAUGUGGAUGACAUACCGUCCUUCUCCUCAGCUUCACCCGUCUCCACCCCCGUUUCUCCCUCGUCCCCCCAUUUCUUUCUCCACCACAACAAAGCCAGUGAGGGGCGAGGAGGAGCUGGCCAUUCCCCUUCAUUAGCCUUCAACAACAACAACAACAACACCCUGGGGUCCACAUCCCACCACCCCCGUAUCAGCCUGACUUCUAAUCCCAGCCCAGUGAUAAAGUCCCGUAGCGUAGUCAGCAGCCUGUCCUUCAACCGAGGAACCAUUAACAAGUCGACCAUCAACAAUGGUUCUUCUGUCACGAGGGCUGCAUCCUUCCAGAGCAGGUUGAACCCCAACGGUUACUCCAUUCUGUCUGGGCCAGGAAGUGACGACAGCCUUCACAGCUCCACGUCCAGCCUGGAGUACUCUGGUGGGGGAGCCCUCCCUCUUACUAAGCUAGGGUCAUAUCACAGCCCUCCGCCUCAGGGGGAGUACCACCGAACCCAGCCCCAGCUCCCACAACAGCACCGUGAGGGAGGUGCCAACCUGGAAAGCAACCUUAACCUGAAGUCCCGUGAGGUUGUUUUCCAUGCCGGGAUGGAUCAAGGGCCUGGGAUGAUGCUGGGUGUUCCAGAGCCUCUGGGGGUGAACCAUGGGUCCAUGCUGAGCCUAGACCCCCAAAUUUAUAAUGGACAAGGAGGAAUGGUGAGUAUGCAAAGAGGUGGAGGGGGAGACAGGAUGUCACCAGGGUUGAGGUAUGCCAGUGCUAAUGCCAACUGGAAUGGUCGUAUUCAGAAUGCCAGUUCCUUCGGGGAGGAGGGCUACGGUAGCUCCAAAAACCAGUACCAGCAGCAAGGCCCCCAGCUACUCAAGGCUCCCCAGCCCAAGGCCAAAGAGACUUCACGUCUCGGCAAGUUUCCCUUGGAUCUCGACAGCCUGGUAAGCAGCACCUCAACCACCUCUCUCACCAAGACUCAAGGAGGAUCCAUGAGUCCCAACCCCCCCAGGCCUCCACCAAGAAGAACUGGAGGCUUGCAACACCACACAAGCCCACCAUCCACCUCGGCCAGCCUCUCAGCCUCUCUCAGCAGCCUGGACAGUUCUUCUGACACCCCGCCCCUUUCCCUCCACCAUCCCUUUUUGCCAAUCUCCCUACAUUCUCUAAAUCCCUUGCAGGGUUCAAUUCCUGUCCCAGAGAUGAGUUGCUCCCCGGUGUCCUUUUCUCCAGCCCAGAGCCCCCAGGUGCAACUUCUGGCAGGGCCCCAAGUUGUCCAGGUGGUCCCAAACCUGUCUAACCCUACCAGCCCCUCCAGCUCCAGAGCCGUUUGGUCUGUGGAAGGCGGUCCAGGUGAUGGCAGAGAUAUUGUUGGCUCAAUAUUACAGAGGAUCGCUUCUUUCUCCCAGCAUGUCACGACUGACACCAGCCCAGCAGCUGUGACCCAACCCCCUAAACACAAUGGUGGGUUCUCAUCUGAAUAUGGGUGCCCCCAGACCAUGCACACGCCCACAUGGAAACAGGGGGAGAAGAAACAGAAAGAAACUGCGGGAGAGCUGGAGACAGACCCGCUCAGCCCAAUGGAGGAGAGUGAGGAGAAGAAGAGGGGCAUCAUGGGAGAGGAGCGAGAAGAUGAGGGCAAGUGCCGAGAAAAAGCAGCCGGCAUGAACACCGAGAAUUCCACGCCAGAUCUAGAGGAGGCUCGUACAGAGACGGAGGAGAAGGGAAUGGAGGAAGGAGAAAUGAAGAAAGAGAUGGAGCUGGAAGCGGAGGUGAAGGUGGAGCUGUGCCAGUCGGGGCCAGGCCUGCAGAUGAGCUUCAUCCGAGGCACCGACCUGUUUGGCUACGUGGGCAUCGAGGCGGUGCUGGACCAGAUGAGGCGCAAGACCAUGAAGGUCGGCCUGGAGUUCAACAUCAUGGUGGUUGGGCAGAGUGGUUUGGGAAAGUCCACGCUGGUCAACACUCUGUUCAAGUCCAAAGUCAGCCGGAAGUCCUGCACGCCCAACUACGAAGAGAAGAUCUCCAAAACAGUCAAACUGCAUUCAGUCAGCCACGUGAUUGAGGAGAAGGGCGUGAAGAUGAAGUUGACGGUGAUCGACACCCCAGGAUUUGGGGACCAGAUCAACAACGAGAACUGCUGGGAGCCCAUAGUGAAGCACAUCAAUGAGCAGUAUGAGAAAUACCUGAGAGAGGAGCUGCACAUCAACCGCAAGAGGAGAAUACCGGACAGCAGAGUCCACUGCUGCAUCUACUUCCUCCCGGCGACUGGACACAGGUUACGCCCCAUCGAUGUUGAGUUCAUGAAGAGGUUGGGAAAGAUAGUGAGCAUCGUACCUGUCAUCGCCAAAGCCGACACGCUCACCAUUGAGGAACGACAGGAGUUCAAAGAGAGGAUAAGACAAGACUUAGCAGCCAAUGGGAUUGGUGUCUACCCCCAGAAAGAGUAUGACGAUGAUCCAGAGGAACGCAUGCUCAACAACAGGAUCAGGGAAAGUAUUCCCUUUGCUGUGGUGGGGACGGACAAGGAGCACCAGGUGAAUGGAAACAAGGUGCUGGGACGUAAAACGAAGUGGGGAAUCAUUGAAGUUGAAAAUGUGGCGCACUGUGAGUUUGCCAACCUGAGAGAUCUACUCAUCAGGUCCCACCUGCAGGACCUGAAGGACGUGACGCACAACAUCCACUACGAGACCUACCGCGUGCGACGGCUCAACGACAACAACAUGAACUUCAGCGAGCUGGGCCUGUCCGCCCGGCCGCCGGAGAACGGAACCGCCGACAUCAGCGAAUCAGAGAGCCAUCUCUGAUCCCCCCCCCCCCCCUCCUGCACCUGCCACAGGAACGCUGAGGCUCCUCGGCCGAUGAGAACGAGAGAUGUGAAAAAGAAAGCUAUUUUUUAUUACUUCUAUCCCCCCCCCCCAGCGUAAAAAAUGAAUGAGUGUUUUUUUUAUGUUGUUGCAUUUUUUUUCCAAAUGGGAGAAACUUACUCUUGUUUUUAAACGAGAAAUUCUCUUUGAAUUUUCACAAUACAUAACAAAUGCAUCCAAUAUGGAUAUAAUGUGAAACAAAUGUGAGUUCAUAUAUUUUUUUUUGAAGGGUGGUGACAUGUCUGUCCAUGGCCAGGGGAGGGGGGGGGGAAAUGUCUAAGCUUCUUGGUAUUGGCUAUAUAAAUUGUACACUAUAUGGCCAAAAGGGUGUGGACGGUCCAGGCCUUUUCACCCGGUGUUGGACCUCACUAAUGGACCUGUGGAUGGUCCAGGUCUACGCGGACGUGUGUCUAAUGUCCAAUGAGUUCAAAUUUGAUCCUGAGGAGAGAAUUGAAGACGCUCGUUAUGAGUGUUAGGAUACCUUUUUAGAAACCUUGCAGGCCACAUUAAAGUGCCAAAACAACAUAAACAUCUCACGUAAAGAGAAUCUACACCCAGGUGACUUAAAGUCCUUUUGUCAUCGGUUGAGUACACGAUGCAAAGUACUUACCUCACAAUCUUGCUCUGUACUCCACCCAGUGGAUGAAAUGAGCAGAUGGCGUUCUUUUGGAGAACACGGGUUCAAUGCAAUCAUAGAACCACAGAAGAAUCCUAGUGUUCAAUCGGAUCGCCGGUCGUUGACUUUGCAAGUCUCAUUUCACAACUCACUGAGCCACAUCGGGUUUAAGAUAGGACAGUUUAUUUUUUUGUGUGUGGAUUUUAUCCCUUUACCUCCUCAGAACUGGGAGACCGCGUCCGUUUCUCAUUAAAAGCAGCGGGAGUGUUGAUCAGUUAAUAUAUCAGUCAGUUUUCAGAGCAGUGGGUGAUCCUUGUGUUUUAUACUCAUGCUGAUUUAGCCCGGCUUGUCUCAGGUGAUGUAGACAAGCCUUCACAGAUGGGGACAGCUCCAUGGUCCUCAUUCUUCCAGUUCAUUUUUACCUAACUGUGAACUGUGGUCAGAUGAGAAGUCGUUAAAGAAUUUGUCUUCCCAACUAACCCCGAUCCCUUUGUUGGAGGUUUUAAAUAAGCUGGGGGGGCUAGUCCCUGGGACCACAGUUAACUGCCCUAAGAGGGACGCCAUUGUGUACCGAGACCCCAAGGACCAUUUAGACCCCAAAAAAACAAUCCGGGGACGGGGGUGUCAAUGGAACGGCCCAUUUGUGAAAUCCUGUUGUGUUCUUACAGACUUUAUAUUUCACCACUGUAAUUGUUUUUCAUUAGAUCGAUUUAUAGAUGUCAAAGUUUCAGAGAGAGAGAGAGAAAAUAGAGGAGCGAGACAUAGCGAGUG
Etheostoma cragini (Arkansas darter) is the source of this 4459-nucleotide messenger RNA. It is a transcript of the gene septin12, whose product is annotated as septin 12. Gene Ontology annotation, biological process: cytoskeleton-dependent cytokinesis. The record is from RefSeq and is a predicted model, not a curated record. Gene Ontology annotation, molecular function: GTPase activity; molecular adaptor activity; GTP binding. Bases 148 to 3012 code for a protein of 954 amino acids. Lineage: Eukaryota; Metazoa; Chordata; Actinopteri; Perciformes; Percidae. The transcript is spliced from 11 exons. Gene Ontology annotation, cellular component: septin complex; septin ring; cell division site.